Messenger RNA from Pelobates cultripes (western spadefoot toad), 4495 nucleotides. The record is from the annotation of a GenBank genome assembly. Lineage: Eukaryota; Metazoa; Chordata; Amphibia; Anura; Pelobatidae.
CCCCUCUCUCACACGGAUGUAGUCUUACAGAGGGGGACUGCCGCCUGCACAGCCCACAGCCAUCACUUCCGGGUUACCAGCCGAAAACUCCAGGGAAACCGAGAGACUGAGCAAUGGAUGACAGGUACCUGGCGGGUGUGCAAUGGACCCCUCUCCAGCUCUACUCACAGCCCCCUCCCAGUAUUACCGGCCUGGUUCCCGUUUACCGGCCUGGCCCCUCCUCUCUAGCUCACCUGAGGCGCCAUUGCCUCCUUUCUCCUUGCCGGCGCCUCGUCCGCCUUUGUGUUGGACGCGCGUGCCUAGCGCUAAAAGAACUACAACUCCCGUGAUGCUCCGCGGGGCGGACCCUGCGCAGGCGCUCUGGUUAGAUUCGGUGGCGGCAGAGCAAUCCCUUUUGUUUGGUGGGCGACAGAUCCUUGAGAACCGAACCGGACCCAGCGAGUCCUGAACUUGUAUCCUCGCUGCAGCCACCGCAUCGGGAAUUAGGCCCUGCACGAUCCAUCGCAGGUUUACCUAGCGGAGAGCGGCUAUAACACCGGACCGUGCAGGAGCCCCCAAACCCGAGCCAGCACCGACACUUGUGGGAGGUGAGGGGCUGGCAGGAGGAAUACAUCCUAAAUAUCUAUAAACGGUGCACAUGCAUCCUAAAUAACCAUUAUACUGUUCACAUGCACCCUCGCUAUCCAUUACACUGUUCACAUGCACCCUCGCUAUCCGUCACGCCGUCCGCCUGCACCCUCGCUAUCCGUCACGCCGUCCGCCUGCACCCUCGCUAUCCGUCACGCCGUCCGCCUGCACCCUCGCUAUCCGUCACGCCGUCCGCCUGCACCUUCGCUAUCCGUCACGCCGUCCGCCUGCACCCUCGCUAUCCGUCACGCCGUCCGCCUGCACCCUCGCUAUCCGUCACGCCGUCCGCCUGCACCCUCGCUAUCCGUCCGCCUGCACCCUCGCUAUCCGUCCGCCUGCACCCUCGCUAUCCGUCCGCCUGCACCCUAAAUAUCCAUAGAGCUGUUCACGUGCACCCUAAAUAUCCAUAGAGCUGUUCACAUGCAUCCCAAAUACCAGUUUACUAUCCAUAUGUCAUCUGAACAUAUCGACUCCAUAUAUCCACGUGUGCUGGGUGUAUGCCCACUAAAUGGCAGCAUAUUAUGUAAAAUGGAUUUUCAUUACAUAGCAUUUAGAAGUCAUUGACUGAAAAGUACAUUUUGGCGUUAAUUCCCAGUUAUGUUGUCCGCAGAAAUGUUUCACAAUACUUCUAUCAGUCCCUGUAAAACGGUUACCAAAACUUUGUCUAACCUGCUUGUUAAUAAUGCAACACUGGAGGAUGCUGCAACUCCUGCCAUGGGGCCAGUUGUUUAUUUAACUAUUUGCAAACUUCAAGUCCAUUCCAAGUGAAGGUGGUUUGUGGUCAUUAAGUGAUAAUUUUGUCCUGUUUUCAAUCCUUUACGUCCUGUCUUCCAUGUGCACAGGUUACUCACUCAGGCAGAUAAACUGGCGGCCUCAAUGGGAAAGAAGCAAAACAAAACAAAAAUGGAAGAAGUAGUGGACGAGGAAGAGGAGGAGUAUGUGGUGGAGAAAGUCUUGGACAGACGGAUGGUAAAAGGGAAAGUUGAAUAUCUACUUAAAUGGAAAGGCUUCUCUGAGUAAGUUCUGCUUUCACUAAUGUUUAGAGAUUCAAUUACAAGUGUGUCCCCUGCCUAUGUAAUGGUUUGAGGAAAUACACUUUGGAAACCCUGCACAUGCACAAAGGCUUUUGUCAUGUACUGCUCAUAACUGCAUUUCAAGACAUCUGAAAUGGCUUUGUACCUAUCCCCUUUGUAAACACGUAAACCUGGGAAAUAGUCAAUUGCUACUCUUUGUCCUCUUUCAGGCUUUGGUCAUCACACAAUGUGAUUUACUCAGCUGUAUAUUCUUUGUGUUAUGUAAUUUAACACACAAUUCAAAGCUGGAAUUUUUCUAUAGUCUAUAUAAUUGUAGAUUCAUUGUUUAUUGAAUUUUCCCCGAACAUAGAUUUGCGGGAUUCCAUUCACAAAUAAGCUUAUCUGUGUUCAGGGAAGUUUCCCCGAACAUAUUUGCAAGAUUCCAUUCACUAGUAAGCUUAUUUAUGUUGGAGGAAGAUUCCCAGAAAAUAGAUACGCAAAAUUCCACUCGCGUAGGAUGCAGGAUUCCAUGCCCUAGUAAUCCGGUCUAUGUGCGAGGGAAUUCCCCCAAACGUGCUUUCUAUCCCACGUUUUUCCCUGAAAUAAGACCUUCCCCGAAAAUAAGCCCUAGUGCGUUUUUUGGGAGAAAAAUUCAUAUAAGACACGGUCUUAUUUUCGGGGACAGUCUGAUGCCCUCAGUGAGUGUUGGGUAUCAUAGUCCCAUCAUUAAUCCAAUCUUCAGAUCCAUAUUAAAUGCAGUGCUCUGUCAGAGCAGCUUUAUAUUUAUGUAAUUAUUAGUUUCAAAAAAGUUUUAAAAUAGUUUAAACUUAUAACUUUUAAUUCUUCACUUAUUUCUACAUUAUUUUUUUACGUUUAUGCCAGUAGUUCCUCUUGGCGUAAAUUAAUUAUAUAAUCAGGAACACAAGGAAUGUGCCAACUUGAAAACCACACUUACUUGAUUUUAGAGCUUUCAAGAGCAGUCUUCCAAAUUAUUUAUAUUUGUGUUGCCUAAGAAUUACCCAUUACACAUUGUGGUUCUAGUUCACAUCUCUGGCCUCUUCCCAGUACAGAAGAAACACUUUUUCGAUUCAGAAGCAGCUUCACAAACUUUUUGAAUGAAGUGUCUUUUUGGGGGGGAGAUUGGAUGUGAAUACCUCUGGUGUUUGCAGCGAGGACAACACGUGGGAGCCGGAGGAGAACCUGGACUGCCCUGACCUGAUUGCCGAGUUCCUGCAGUCACAGAAAACCGCUCAUGAGUCUGAGAAAGAUGGUGGAAAACGCAAAGGUGAUUCUGACACAGAGGUUGGGGAUGAGAGCAAGCCAAAGAAAAAGAAAGAGGAGGUGAGCAAUGAAAGAACAGCUUAAAUAGUGAAUGUAUGGUACGUUCCAAAAUUCUCUCAGGUUGCAGAGUGAUGAAAGAUAUUUUCAGAAUGACUCACACUGACUGAAGUACUUUUGAUGAUGUUUGAUUACCAAUACUGGUGCCUUUCUCAUUUCAGGCUGAGAAACCUCGUGGCUUCGCUCGGGGUUUGGAGCCAGAGAGGAUAAUUGGAGCUACUGACUCUAGUGGGGAGUUGAUGUUCUUGAUGAAGUGGUGAGUUGUUAACUAUAGUUUUGUUUCAAACAACAGUGAACACUGUUUAAAUAUGUACAUCUAGUCUGAUAUAUAAUUAUUUUCCAGCAAGAUCACCUAAGCCCAUAAUCAUUUUUUUUUUUUUCCUCUUAUGUUAACUGCAGGAAAAACUCUGAUGAAGCAGAUCUUGUCCCAGCCAAGGAAGCCAACGUGAAGUGCCCCCAGGUAGUGAUUUCUUUCUACGAGGAGCGACUGACGUGGCAUUCCUAUCCCUCCGAAGAUGAGGACAAGAAAGAAGAAAAAAACUGAGUGCCCUGCAUAUGCUAUGAACGCCAGCCUCACGUGGUUUGGUGAGAUUUUACACACCUCUAACUCCCAUGACAGGAAGGGGGAGAGCACCUGCAGGAUUCAGUCUGUCCUGGAGCCUUGGUCUGUAUUUUCCAUAGAUUGGGUUUUAGGGAAGUGUCAACCGGUGCAUAGCUCAGGAGACACUGCACCCUACAAGCUUCUCCUCCUCCUUCCCGAUAGUGUUACAAACUGCAUUUUUACUGAGUAGCAUGUAAUGUUUGGCUAUUAGUGAUGUCUGUCAAGACGUUGGUCACGGGGUAGGGAGGGGGAAUGGGAUAAAAUGGUUUUAUUUUAUAUUUUAAUCUUUUGAAAGAAGAGAGAGAAAAAUACUACCAACUGACAAGGAUCCUUCAGCCUAUUUACUGCCGGCAGUUCAGUUUCUGGGUCUUUGCUGUAUGGACCAUCCAGAAGAAGAAAAUGUGGAUUUGGGUGGAAACAUCUCCCUCUCCUUGGUCCUCUGAGACAGAACGUGGAACAAGUUCUGUUCAUGUUUUAUAACUAUUCCAAAUCAUGAACCAUUUAGUUUUCUUUAGCUCUUUGGUCUUGGUUACAUAUUCCGGAAUUACCUACAGAAUCAUUGUAUAAAUUUGUCUUUUUAAUUUUUAUUUUUUUUAGCAUGUGUUUAGGGUUCCGUGAAACAUUAACUGUAAAGUAAAUCGUAGAUAGCCUUUUGUCAGUCUGUUGUCCUAAUAAAACUUUUAGAUUUAUAAAUAAAGGUUCCUCAUUUUCAUUAGCACAUUAUUGUAACUAUUGAUGCAAGCCUAGCUUGAACUACCAUUUACACAAUGAGAGCCAGAUUAACUUCUGUGUGUGUAAAAUUUAUACAUUAUGUGCAAAAAUACAGUAAUCAUAUUUGGAGAUGGAGGAGGGGCGUGUGCACUACAACCAUCUUGUCUAAAUCUUAAAGCACUCAAGGAGAUGUACAGGGUUGUAG